This is a messenger RNA of Neltuma alba, 2407 nucleotides long. RefSeq lists its product as uncharacterized. Bases 630 to 1859 code for a protein of 409 amino acids. NCBI's taxonomy places the organism in Eukaryota, Viridiplantae, Streptophyta, Magnoliopsida, Fabales, Fabaceae. The transcript has a single exon. The record is from RefSeq and is a predicted model, not a curated record.
AACCGCAUUAUAUUUUUCUCCAUUUCACACGCUGCGAAUCAAAGCCACAACUCUCACAUACUUUGACCACUAAGAGCUUACCAUCGCCAGCCUCUCUCUUUCUUCCAUGGCUGCCCCACUCUGAUCUUUCCUUUCUGGAUGACACCAUAAGCAGAAGAAGCAGUCGAGCCUUUUAAAGAAGAAAAAGGCUAGAGAACCAUCCCUUUCUUCCUCUCUCCUCCUUUUUUCUCACUCGAACAAACCCUAAUAUACAGAGCCUCCUUCUCGUUCCAUCUCUCUCUCUCUCUCUCUCUCUCUCAGAAGCCCAUGUAAUUCACAGCGUCUCUCCGCAACUGCAAGUAGUAAUUAAAUUGAUGAUCCGUGUUCCCAGCUUGCAGACGCAUGUUGUUCUUGUCUGGUCAGAGAACAAGUGUCGUGUCGUGGGUCGCAGAUCAGAGGAUUAAAGACGUGGUCGUACUUUCUGAGAGGUGAUUUCUUCUUGCAGAAUCAGAAACAUGUGUAUCUUUUUCUCUUCCGCCCAUGCCUCAUUCUUAAAUGGGUAUGUCUAAGAAAGCAAAUCUCUCUGUGCUAUUCCCAUCUCCCUACCCUUCACGUCUUUCCACUUUCGGCUCUCUCUCUCUUUAUCUCUCAUGGAUUCCGGGAACAGUACUGGUAGUUUGCAAUCCUCCAGCGGCGGUGAUGACGAGUACGAUUCACGCGCCGAAUCCAUCUCCACCUUCUUCAACCACCCGAACCCACCCAUCCACGCAGGUUCUACACACUCAAACCCACCGCCUUUCUUCGAUCCUUCAUCCAAUUACUUGGAUCCAAUUCAAACGUCACCGUCGCUUUCCAGCUUCGACAUGGUUUGGUCCAGAACCGCUAGAUCCGACCCAAAUCGCUCCGAUCUCGGUGGCUUCAAUCCUUCUUCUUCCUCCAGCCAGCCUUUUUUCUCCAGUCAAUUGGGUGGUCAAACCACUCAGCACCCUCUCGUUCCAGAAAGUUACUCGCGAGGAUUAGUUUCUGUGUCCGGAGGCGACGGGAUUGAUCCGUCCGGCAACAACAACGUUGUACGGAACCCAAAGAAGCGAUCGAGAGCGUCGCGGCGUGCACCCACGACGGUUCUGACGACGGACACCACCAAUUUCCGAGCCAUGGUUCAGGAAUUCACUGGUAUACCGGCACCGCCUUUCUCUUCGUCGCCGUUCCAAAGAAGUCGCUUGGAUCUUCUUGGUUCUCACGCCGUAAGAUCUCCUCCUCCGCCGACUUAUAAUCUUCUUCGACCUUUUGCCCAGAAGCCUCAGUCUUAUCAUCAGCCAUUCCUGUCGUCAAUUCCGGCAUUUCCAUCAACGGUGGUGGACCCAUUGGCUUCUUCUUCGACUAAUUCAAACUCCAUUCUCCACCCGUCACUUUCUUCUGAUUUAUGCCUUCUCAAGCAGCCUAGUCUCAACGUCAACAUACACAACCCGUCACUCAACUUCCCAUCGAUCCACCUUGGAAGUUCCUCCAAUAGUCUGGCCUCUAAAACUCAAUCUCCUCUGGGAAUUCCGGCCAGUGCUGGCGAUAAUUCGCAUCUCAAAAUGGGCGUGCUGGAGGAAUUCGGAUUGAACCAUAACAUAGGUGGCCUUCAUCAUCAGAAUAUGGUUUCUUCAUCAUCGGAGUGGGCCGAGAGAACGGGUGCGACCAACAAUGGCGGUGAUCGUGGAGUUAUGAGGUCUGCGGGUGGCAACUUGGGAGAUUUAGAACGAGACACAAAUGGGAAAGUGAACUACUCAUCGGCUGCUUCAUCAGAUUUUCAUGGAGAGAAGACGACGGAUCAGUGUGUGACUGCAAGAAGUGAAGGUAUGGUGGAAUCGUGGAUUAAUUGUUCUACUGAUUAAGAAAAUCCAAAUGGGAAAGGAAUAAGAAAAAGGAGACAUUAUUUCUCACACACACAGUCCAAAAGGAAGAACGGAUGGUAGUGCAACGCCAAUGCAUGAAGACCCACGAAUCUUGGUACCCUCUCUUUUAAAACAUGACCAUCAAUUUUAAUCAAACAAUUAAUGUCUUUAUUAUUAUAAAUUUUUUCCCCCCAAACUUUAAUUUGUCCUUUGGGUCCCUUCAAAUUAUGUGUAAAUAAUAGCAGCAGCUAGCCUUUCCAUGAAUUCUCUUGGCUCUUUUGAUCAGCCCCCCUCAAUUUUAAAUUCUGCUUUUGAUAAUGAUCAUGAUGAUGGCUUAUUCUGGAUAUAUAUGCUUUUCUCACUGUGUCUCUCUGCUAGCUAGAAAUUAACUGGCAUCUCUGUUGUUUUCAUAUGAUAGCAGCAUGGGUCUUGGCUUUGACUUUGUACGUAUGAUAAACAUAAGAAAAUGAACAAUGUGAUGCAUUUGACUAGACAAACCCAUAUUUAUAUGUAUAAUAUCUUUACUCUUCAUGGUACGCCUUUUAUUA